AGUUGAAUAACCUCAAAAAAGUGGUCGGCAGUGAUCGGCCACAGAAUGCGCCGAAUUUACUUAAAAGAGCAACAAAUUGAAAUAUAUUCAUAAAAAAUAACGUCUCUAUUUGAUUAUAAUAUGCUUCCAUCAAAAAUUGCUGCAUCCUUUUGAUUUGUAGAAAUUUUCUUGUUAUUGUGUUGUGUUCUAGUGUGCAAUUUUUAGCUGAAAAUAACUAAUCAAGAUGUCUGGUCCUCCUCAUCAUUUUUUACCAAAUUUAACUAAUGCACAAGCAGGUAUGCGUUCACAAUUUGGAGGAAAUUCAAUGCAAAACCAAAUGGGGGGCAUACAGAACCAGUUGACAAGUCAGUUGGGUAGUCAAAUGCCAGUACAAAUGUCUGGACAGAUGGGACCUCAAAUGAGCAAUCAGAUUGGGCCACAAAUGGGUACUCAAAUGGCUCCUCAAAUAGGGAAUCAAUUGGGUCCCCAAAUGGGACCUCAGAUUGGAAGCCAAAUGGUUCCCCAAAUGCCUACAUCAUUAAAUAAUCAAAUAAAUCCAAAUAUGCCUGUUAAUAGUCCUAUUAUUGGUCAGUUAGGACAACAAUAUAACAUGAAUUCUAACACUCAGAUGGUACCACACCAAAGUCCAUUGCAAAUCCAAGGAACUGGUGCUUUGCAGCAUCAUACCAUGCAACAACAACAAGUACUACAACAACCUCCUGUAGUUCCCACACCACCUGUAGUACCACAACAACAACAACAGCAGCAACAACAGCAGCAGCAGCAGCAGCAACAUCAGCAACAACAACAACAACAACAACAGCAGCAGCAGCAGCAACAACAACAGCAGCAGCAGCAGCAACAACAGCAACAACAGUCAAAAGAAUUUAAUACAGCCUCUCUCUGUCGCAUUGGUCAAGAAACUGUUCAGGAUAUAGUUAGCAGAACACAGGAAGUCUUCCAAACACUAAAAACCAUCCAGCCUCCAAAUGGUACUCCACAGGGUACUAAUACAAGUAACGAGAAAAAAGUGAAAGUGCAAGAACAACUUCGUACAAUCCGUGUCCUCUUCAAAAGGCUUCGUCUGAUAUAUGAAAAGUGCAAUGAAAAUUGUCAACUGCAAGGAAUGGAAUACACUCAUAUUGAAAGUUUAAUUCCUUAUAAGGACGAAAUUGACCCUAAACAUGAGGAAAAGAAAAACCACGAGUCUUAUAGACUUGCCUGUGAAGAGAGUAAGGAUGUUAUGGAGCAGGUAGUUUUGAAAAACAGGCAACUCAAAGAAGUAAUAGAUCAUUUACGUAGAAUUAUUUGGGAAAUUAAUACUAUGCUUUCCAUGAGAAAGUCAUAAAUAUUGCAUUAUAUAAUUUUGGAGUUGUUAGCGUUUAGUUUUUUUUUUGUAUCAUUAAUAAGUUGUUUGUUAAGAGAGCUAUUUCAUUUUUAUUUAUUUAAUGAAUUUGGGACAGUUCUUGCAAAAACUAACAUUUUCUUUAUGUUACAGCUGUGAUAAAAUGAUAAAUUUCUCAUUCAUUCUCUAGAUUAUGGUCGUAUGUCUAUGUGUAAUUUAGAAAUUAUAAUACGCGGUAUUUCAUAUUUAAUUAUAACAUUAGUAGAAUGGCGAUAUCUAAAAUUAUAAAGUUGCGGGUUAAAACGUUUCUUGAGAGAAAUAAUUAUGCAGUCGUUUUAUUCCCAUCCAGAGCCAAAAAAAGUUCAAAUUAUUGAUAAUGUGGAUGUAUAACUAUUAAGUAUUUGGUUUUAGGCAGCUGUAUAUAAAUGAAAAUAAAUAGUUAUAUCCAUAUGAGAAUUAAAUUUUGUAUACUUUUAAUUUUAUUCCAAUUCAGUGAACUUAGCAAUGCAGUGGUUACAAAUUGACAUUUAGAGGUUUUGCUACUGUUUCUUGCAUAAUUUUCAGAUGGAUUUAACUACUAAAAUUCAUUUUUCUGUACAAAAUUGUCUGUUAUUUGUAGUACUUAUGGAUAAGGUAAUUGUGUGCUUUCUUUGUUUGAUGAAAUUAAUAAAAAUCAGUUUAGUAGCCAAUGAGUUAUAAUAAAAGUACAAAUUGGUAAUUGGCAAAAUAAUAAAGAUGGAUAAAUUUCAAAAACAAGAUUGUAAUUGGUAAGUGUACAUUGUGAAUUGUCUAAAAUAAUUCUUUUAAUAGCUAAAUGUGCAGAUGUUAUAAUGUAUAUUUUUGAACUUAGACCAUACAGAAAUUAUUACUAAAUGGUUGUUAAAAAUGGGAUUUAAUGUAAAGCUUAAAUGUUAAAUUAACUAUAAAUUCGAGAUUAAAUGUUCAAAUGUGAGGGAAAAAGAUAUUGUUUUUUGAUAGUUAGUAGAUAUAAUUAAAUUAUUUUAUUUAAUGUGUAACUUGUUAGGCAAGAAGUAGUUGUAAUGCUACUUCAAACGAACACUAUUAUUUUUCUAUUGUAAACAAUUAAUUUGCCUAUUUGUCAAAAAGUGAAGUGUAAAACAUUAAUUUCUAAAUUACAUAAUCUACUAGUAUAAUUGUACCUCUUCCACUGUAAUUCACAAGAAGUAAUUAUCAAUAAAUACCCUAAUUUUUUA
Messenger RNA from Agrilus planipennis (emerald ash borer), 2538 nucleotides. Its product is annotated as mediator of RNA polymerase II transcription subunit 30-like. The transcript has 4 exons. Gene Ontology annotation, cellular component: mediator complex. NCBI's taxonomy places the organism in Eukaryota, Metazoa, Arthropoda, Insecta, Coleoptera, Buprestidae. Gene Ontology annotation, biological process: positive regulation of DNA-templated transcription. The record is from RefSeq and is a predicted model, not a curated record. Bases 224 to 1327 code for a protein of 367 amino acids. Gene Ontology annotation, molecular function: transcription coregulator activity.